Messenger RNA from Aedes aegypti (yellow fever mosquito), 5280 nucleotides. RefSeq names its product ATP-dependent DNA helicase Q4 (gene RecQ4). Gene Ontology annotation, cellular component: cytoplasm; nucleus; chromosome. Gene Ontology annotation, biological process: DNA replication; double-strand break repair via homologous recombination. The transcript is spliced from 9 exons. NCBI's taxonomy places the organism in Eukaryota, Metazoa, Arthropoda, Insecta, Diptera, Culicidae. The record is from RefSeq and is a predicted model, not a curated record. Gene Ontology annotation, molecular function: four-way junction helicase activity; ATP binding; nucleic acid binding. Bases 184 to 5013 code for a protein of 1609 amino acids.
UUUGAUCAUGUUCGCGCGCGUUUCGACCCGAACCAUCUUCCAAAUUUUACCGUUCGUUCUUCGCACCUUCCCACGGGAUGCAUUUUUCUCUAUCUUCCUAGCUAGUUCAGUUCAGUUCCAGCUGAUUACACUGCAAUGAGAUAAAGGUGCUGGGUGGCAUGUUCACUGUCCAGCAGAGAGAUCAUGGAAGAUCCGGUGUUUCGCAGCAAGUAUCAGAAGUACAAGUGCAUCGUAAAGAAAUGGGAACGAAAGUUCCGUAAGGAGAAUGGCCGGAUCCCGUCUAAGUACGACAUUCGGGAUUCCAGCGUGGACGUCCGGAAUGCUUACAAGAUGUACUACAAGCUGAAGACGUCGCUUCUGGAGAAUACCUUGCAGGAUGCCCUCUUGGACGAUGACGAUUUCGACAGCUCGUUGAUAUCGCAGAUGGAGGGCAGUUUGUCCCAGGAUUGUUCCAUGGGGGGAUUCUCCAACUUGAGUGAUCUGUCCACGGCCAAUGUCUCGAUUAGUGCCCUGCUGACGGAUCAGAUCGAUGGGCGGGUAACGGAAUUCGAAGCGGAACAACUAUCCGAACAGAAUGCCAAUGCAUGGAAUCUACCCCGAAGGAAGGCCCCUGUGAUUCCUGAGAAGCCUAAGGAGCAACCGGUGAACAAACAGAAAGCGAAAGCUCCGCCGAAACUCAUGCUUGAAACUUCCACGCUGAUACCUAAGCGAAAUCCUCGCAAAUCUCUCUCAAGUUUGAGGAUGUCCCAGUCGGGAGCCGUGUCCAGUUCCCCAUCCAUGAACAGUUGGAAAGAUUCCUUACCCGAUCUGGAAACCCUUCUGUAUGAGAAAUCGAAACAAUCUGUUGAGAUAUCGCCAUCUCAAACGAGUGCCUCCAAUAAGGAAGUCCAGGCAGAUUCUAAGGCCCUGGUGAACGAACUGGACGAAAGAUGGCUCAAUCGACAGGGCGUAGAUGCCGGGGCUCUCACUCCUGUGAGCAGUGCAGGUGCACAUGCGAAAAAGUUUGGCCUGAGGAACAUCAGUUCCGUUUCCAUCUCGGACCUCUCCACUCCGGUGGACACUUCCAGCAGCUUUGGAAUAUCGUCCCUCAGUAUGAACUCGUUUGCAAGCGAAGCACCAGGAGCACAGGAUCAGAUUUGCGUCGCUCAAAACACGGCGUACGAUCGGGCGGUUCAGUCCGAUUCUGACGGAGUGGUAGAGAACAGUGAAGACGAAGGUGGCCGCGCCAGCGCCAACAGUUCUUUCAACUCCGGCGUGAUCCGACACGUGACCAAGAAGCGGAAGGUUUUCACUACCGUCAAUCUGAAGGCAGAAUCGAAGGUGGUGGCCGACGAGUUGAAGAAAGACGUUCCAAAAGAGGUUGCUCCUGGAGGAGUUGGUGGAGGAGGUGGGGUGGAAAAUAAGGAUCCGGAAGGGAAAGAAGAUCAUCAGCUGGUUGAAGAAGAAGGGCCAAAGACGAAACGCGCGCGGAAGAAGGUUCCCGUUAAGGCCAAGGCGAAGAAGGUAGUUCUUCAAGCCAAGAAGGUUCCAGUUCGCCGCACCACCCGAGGGCGCAAACCUAUCCAAUACAACCAACCGAAUGAAAGCGAGGAAGAAGGGGGUGAUUUCGAUCCGGAUGAUGACGACAAAGAUCCCGAUUUUAAGGAAACUGCCGGGGACCAUUCUUUGCAUGACGAGGAGCCGACGCAAGAAGUCACUGAACCAAUUGAGGCAGAGGUGUCGCCCCAAGCCAAACCUGCUAGAAAGUCCGUAGCGCGUAAAUCCAGGGCUAAACAGCCCUCUUCGACUGGUGAGCGAAAACGGCGUUCUGGCAGCGCCAAAAAGAGUCCAUCAGCGCCCAGAAUUGGUGGAAAUACUGGGAAAGGCAAGAAACGUGUUGCAAGGAAACCGGCCGUCAAGGUUCCUGUGUCGGAUGAAGAACCUGACAAGGAAGAUGGCUUCAAUGAUUACGUACUGGAAUUCGGCAUCGAGAGUUUGAACAACGCUCCUAGGGUAGAUAUUGGGGAGCUGAUUAAAAGCACCCAAGUGGUUGAGAGCUUCAUUCAAGGCGUCCCGGUUAAGAAAGCCAAGGUCAAAGCCAAGAAAUCGGAUGACGAGGAAGUUCUAACUCCAAAGGAAGCCGCCUUGAGGUCUAAAGCUGCGGCAGGAAAACUGAACGAAAACUUCGUUCGGGUGGAUCUCCGGAAGAAGGUCUUUGUCCGUGGCAAGAAGACGGUAAACUACAGCAAGUAUAAGAAAAGCUUGUGGAAGAAGAAGAAAGCUGCGGCGCUCAGCGGCCCGGAUAUGGACAUGGGCGGUUGCGAUGGAGGUGUGCUGACCUGCUUCCAGUGUGGAGGAGUUGGUCACAUGGCAAGAAGUUGUAAGGUCAAAGGAGAACAGCUGCUGCCGUUGGAUGCGGAUGAUACGGAAGAAUCGCCGUUCCCAACGCUGGAAGAAGCCGAAUCUAUGGCCAAUGCGCAGUCCUUAGCUGUUCAUUCUAACAAGAUCGAGAAACUUCCAGCUGCUAGCAAUCCGCUUUGGAAGCUGGAUGAAACUGAUACACCUGAAGACAACGAAUAUGAAUAUCUUCCAGAAGAACCAUCCCCUCCAGCUGAAACGAAACCUAAUUAUAUUGGCCACGUUAUCCCAACGGACUUUUUGAAGAAGUCCGGCAUUUUGGAGCUUACCGUUAUGAACAAGGACAAGGUUGGCUCCCUCUACCAGUUGAACCCGGAUGGAUCUCUCCCGGAGACACCGAAAGCAGUGUUCGAUGCACUCAAGAUGUUCGGCCAUCAGCAGUUCCGCUCCGGACAGGAGCGUGCCGUUAUGAGAGUCCUCUGCGGGAUGUCCACCCUUGUUACCCUGAGCACUGGAUCGGGCAAAUCGCUUUGCUAUCAGCUGCCGGCCUACCUCUACCGGAAGCAUCGGAAAUGUAUCACGCUGGUCAUUUCACCCCUGGUGUCGUUGAUGGAGGACCAGGUGCACGGGGUUCCGGGUUUCCUGAACGCACAAUGCCUUCACAUGAACCAGUCGCCCAAGGUGCGUGCCAGGACGAUGGAUGCCAUAACAAACGGAGAGUUGGAUGUGCUGCUCAUUUCGCCGGAAGCGGUCGUGUCCGGUGAGAAGUCGACCGGAUUUGGAUCGUUGUUACGCCAGUUGCCACCGAUUGCGUUCGCUUGUAUCGAUGAAGCCCAUUGCGUUUCCCAGUGGAGCCAUAAUUUCCGACCGAGUUACCUAAUGAUUUGUCGGGUUCUCAAGGAAAAGCUAGGAGUUCAAACCAUCCUUGGCCUGACAGCUACGGCGACCGUUCAAACCAGACUAAGCAUCGUGGAACAUCUGGCCGUUCCGGACGGGAUCAACGGUAUCAUCAGUGACAUCCCCCUCCCAGACAACCUGAUCCUGACGGUUUCUAAGGACGCCAACCGGGAUGCGGCUCUGUUGAACCUGCUGCGUUCCGAUCGCUUUACAGAUCUUCACUCGAACAUCGUCUAUUGCACCAGACGAGACGAAUGUGAACGAAUUGCAUCCUUCCUGCGGACCUGUUUCCAAGAUGCUCAACGAGCGGCAGAAUCCGAAGCAUCUGCAUCGGCGCCAACGUCUCGCAAGAGGAAAAAGUUGAACUACUUUGCCGAACCGUACCACGCCGGGUUGUCUUCGGCCCGGAGAAGGACAAUCCAGAAUGCGUUCAUGAGUGGAGAGCUGCGAAUCGUGGUGGCGACCAUUGCCUUCGGAAUGGGCAUUAACAAGGCGGACAUUCGGGCCAUCAUCCACUACAACAUGCCGAAGAAUUUCGAGAGCUACGUGCAGGAAGUGGGUCGUGCCGGUCGCGAUGGCGGGGUGUCCCACUGUCACCUGUUCCUGGAUAACCGCGGCAAGGACAGGAACGAACUGCGGCGGCACAUCUACGCCAAUUCAAUCGACAGGCACGUGAUCCGGAAACUGUUGCAGAAAAUUUUCGUACCGUGUGCAUGUGUGAAGAAUUUUAAGGACGAGAAAUUUUCCGAGGAACAUAGGAAACAGAUAGAAGCAUUGAAAGACAUCAGCUGGACUGAUGAUUUCGAAGAAACUACGCAAGCAAAUCCAAGCACCAGCUCUACGUCACCGGUUAGGAUUAAACGGGUCUGUCCAGGGCACGAAGCGUGUUUCUCUGUCGAAUCGACCGUCCAACAGCUAGAUAUUCCGGCGGAGAACAUAGAGACGCUACUAUGCUAUUUGGAGCUUCACGAAGAGCGCUACAUCAAUGUGCUGAGUAAGGCUUACGUGAUGUGCAAGGUGAUGUCAUAUGCUGGUCCGAAGGCGCUGCGGAAUGCUGCCAAGAAUUGUCCACCCUUGGCGAUGGCAAUCGCUCUUGAGUUGAAGAAAGGCAAUGCCGAAACGAGUUCCACUUUCAUCGAGUUUCCGGUGAUUGAUGUGGCUUCUGCCAUCGGUUGGGACAGUGGUGUGGUUAAAUUCCAGCUGAAGAAUCUCGAGUGGACGAUUGAAAACAACGUUCGAACCCGCACUCCCAUCAGCGUAAACUUCUUCGAUCUGGGUUUCCGGAUUCGAGCUCCCGGAGAUCUCACCGAUGACGAGUUGGACAAAACUCUGGACACGCUGUACGAACGAGUGUCUGGGCAGGAAAGGGCUCAACUGGUUCAGCUCCAGUGCGUAUCGAAUGCGCUUUCAUCGGUAGCCUUUCCAACGUAUUUCCCCGUCAGUGGGACCGAUUGUCCUGAGGGACCUUCCCAAAAACUUAAAACCAUCGUUCGCGAGUACUUCCAGACCGACAUUAGCAACGAGGAAAUUGAGCUGGUGCCAGAGUUGGACGAUACCCCCGAUAACCAGUUGCUGAACGACAUACGAACGUUGAUCCAUCGCUACCCGGAGAAUAACUUCAGCGGCCGGGCGGUGGCGCGGAUUUUCCACGGGGUUCAGAGCCCCAACUAUCCGGCCGUCAUCUGGUUUAGGUGCCAAUUUUGGCGAGCCUACACCAGUGUCGAUUUCAAUCGGAUCGUACGCAUGGCCAAUGCCGAAAUUGUGCGCAUGCGAACGUAAGCCAAUGGGGCCCAAGCGUGUGAUUGUUGCUGUUUAUUGUGAUUUAUUGUUUUAUGACUAUCCGCUAUCAUUUGGAAUGAUGAUUUUGGUAAAACUAGAUGGAUUAAGUUAUUAAUAGUUUCGUUUGUAGCUUUGUAUAUUUAACCAUUUCACUGAAACCAUUUACUGCGAUUGUUAAAAAUAGACUGCUCUUAUCGUUCUAGGUCAAUUAUUAGUUUGAAAGUUUUGCGCCGAUACUCCAUUACACUAACUUUUAUACAAAAGUAA